CCUGGGAAUGCAGUGAGUUGACUCUGCCCAGAGAGGGGCUGGUGGUGCUCUGUGGGAGCUGCUGCUGAACAAUCCCUCAUUGCUGCGAGAUGACUAACAUUGAAGGGCUGCUUCUGGAGGCGAAUGCAGGCCGGUGUGUGGGCAUCCAGAUAGCCAACAACACCAGAGAUGUGACCCUUGAGAACCCCAGGACUUACUGUUUCAGUGGGCAUGCCAUGAUAGACCCUGUGUCCCGCAUCCCCCCCGGCUCUUUCGGGAGCAGCGUGUUUGUGAAAACAAGCUACACAGCCCGCGGGAGCGUCGGGGUGCUGAGCUACGAGUCCAACACUUUCACUCUGGCCAUCAUGUUCUCCAACCCCUUCGACCGUGUACUCUACAGCUCGGAGUUUGCCAUCCAGAUCUUCACUGGCAGGAAGCACUUCCACAGCAUGGAGCGCCUCUACCACUACAUGUACAGUGACGGCCCUCCCUAUACAUGUGAGUCCUACAGGAAAGUGAAGCUCGAGGUCCCAAAUGGUCAGCUGGAGGUGACCAAUAAGAAGAUCCAGGUGAAGGCCACUAUGUCCAACAAGGAUAAGUCCAUCAUUAAAGUGCAGAUUGAGCAAAAAGACCCGCACACUCCCAGCCCCAGCGCACCAGGCAGGUGGCCUGGUGUGGCAUGGCGUGGCAUGGCAUGGCGUGGCGUGGCGUGCACACCACGACCCCCCAGCCUGCCUGCCCCAGCCUCUUGGCCACAAAAGGGAACAGCAGGCAGGAGGGGAUCUGGUGGUGGCGCGAGGGAGGGGCCAUGCCAGGCUGUUUGGGGAGGCACAGCCCCUCAUGAUUGUCCUGAUAAAAUGUGUGUAGCAAGCAACAUUGUAUGUAAAGUUAUAAGAUUCCAUUGCAUGGUGUUAGUAAGAAAUAUUCCAAAUCUGGGGAGCGGCCAAAAAAAUCUACAUCUUAAAAAGAAAGAGCUUGGCAUUUCCAUCCACACAGUCUUUUUGUCUCCUGAACCUCAGCUGGAAAUACUUCUCAGAGAAGGGAAAGGACAAUAAGAAGGAAGGGCAGAUGCCCCAAAUCAUUCCUCACUUGCUCUCUGCCCACGACACCUGGAGAACAAAGGGAGGAGCAUUGGAUCAGGGGAGGUAUCCUGACUGAAAGUUCAGCCAGUAGAACUGCAGGAACAUGUGGUGAGAGAGCGCUUGCUUUGAAUUCAUUCGAGUUUGUUAAGUUAGGCAUUAGUUGCAUUUUACUUUUAUUUUUCUUGUAACCAAUUCUGAC
Molecule: messenger RNA, 1260 nt
Organism: Malaclemys terrapin pileata
Lineage: Eukaryota; Metazoa; Chordata; Testudines; Emydidae
Exons: 3
Coding region: 90-1034 (314 amino acids)
Biological process (GO): cytolysis in another organism; pore complex assembly; monoatomic cation transport
Cellular component (GO): pore complex
Molecular function (GO): channel activity
Source: RefSeq, a predicted model, not a curated record